GUGUCUGCACACCUCGCUCCGUCUGCCAUGGCUGGUUAAAGAACCAUCCGGAUCGCAGCGCGGGGGGAGGGCUGGGUGGGGGGAGCGCUGCGGCCGCGCGUGAGGCCGAGGGAGGGGCGGCGGCGCGAGCGGCGGCGGCGGUUCCAGGAUGAAGAGGAGAGCUGGCCUGGGGGGCAGCAUGAGGUCAGUGGUGGGCUUCUUGUCCCAGCGGGGCUUGCAUGGGGACCCCCUGCUCACUCAGGACUUUCAGCGGAGACGCCUGCGAGGCUGCAGAAACCUCUACAAGAAGGACCUCCUCGGCCACUUCGGCUGUGUCAAUGCCAUUGAAUUCUCCAACAAUGGAGGCCAGUGGCUGGUCUCAGGAGGAGAUGAUCGCAGGGUUCUGCUAUGGCACAUGGAACAAGCUAUCCACUCCAGAGUCAAGCCCAUACAGUUGAAAGGAGAGCAUCAUUCCAACAUUUUUUGCCUGGCUUUCAACAGUGGGAACACCAAAGUAUUCUCUGGAGGAAAUGAUGAGCAGGUCAUCCUCCAUGAUGUUGAAAGCAGUGAGACCUUGGAUGUGUUUGCUCAUGAAGAUGCAGUGUACGGCUUGUCGGUGAGCCCAGUGAAUGACAACAUUUUUGCCAGCUCCUCAGAUGAUGGCCGGGUUCUCAUCUGGGACAUUCGGGAGUCCCCUCAUGGAGAGCCCUUCUGCCUGGCAAACUACCCGUCAGCCUUCCACAGCGUCAUGUUUAACCCUGUGGAGCCCAGGCUGUUGGCCACAGCCAACUCAAAGGAAGGAGUAGGACUCUGGGAUAUUCGGAAACCUCAGAGUUCUCUCCUGCGCUAUGGCGGCAACCUGUCACUGCAAAGUGCCAUGAGUGUGCGAUUCAAUAGCAACGGGACACAGCUGCUGGCCCUGAGGCGUCGCCUGCCCCCUGUGCUCUAUGACAUCCACUCCCGCCUGCCUGUGUUCCAGUUUGACAAUCAGGGUUACUUCAACUCUUGUACCAUGAAAAGCUGCUGUUUUGCAGGAGAUCGUGACCAGUAUAUCCUUUCAGGCUCCGAUGACUUCAAUCUGUACAUGUGGAGGAUCCCCGCCGACCCCGAAGCGGGUGGCAUCGGGAGGGUGGUCAACGGAGCCUUCAUGGUGCUGAAAGGGCAUCGGUCUAUCGUCAACCAGGUUCGAUUUAACCCCCACACCUACAUGAUCUGCUCUUCUGGCGUAGAGAAGAUUAUCAAGAUCUGGAGCCCCUACAAGCAGCCAGGAUGUACCGGAGACCUGGACGGUCGGAUUGAGGAUGAUUCCCGCUGCCUCUACACCCACGAAGAGUACAUCAGCCUUGUGCUGAACAGUGGGAGUGGCCUGUCGCAUGACUACGCCAACCAGUCUGUACAGGAGGACCCCCGGAUGAUGGCCUUCUUUGACUCUCUGGUGCGCCGUGAGAUCGAGGGCUGGAGCUCUGACUCGGACAGCGACCUGAGCGAGAGCACCAUCCUCCAGCUGCACGCAGGGGUCAGCGAGCGCUCGGGUUACACCGACUCCGAGUCCUCGGCCUCGCUGCCCCGCUCCCCUCCUCCCACAGUGGAUGAGUCUGCCGACAGCGCCUUCCACCUAGGGCCCCUGCGGGUCACCACCACAAACACAGUGGCUGCGACUCCACCGCCACCCACAUGCGAGGAUGCUGCUUCUCGCCAGCAGCGCCUGUCAGCCCUGCGGCGCUACCAGGACAAACGCCUCAUGGCGCUUUCCAAUGAGUCUGAUUCCGAAGAAAACGCCUGUGAAGUUGAACUGGACACAGAUCUCUUCCCCCGUCCCCGGUCUCCCAGCCCUGAAGAUGAGUCCAGCAGCUCCAGCAGCUCCAGUAGCUCUGAGGACGAGGAGGAGCUGAAUGAACGCCGAGCAUCCACCCGGCAGCGGAAUGCCAUGCGGCGCCGACAAAAGACACCCCGAGAAGAGAGGCCCAGCGCCCCACCCAAGCCCUCCAACACCUACAUUGGCGAAGACAACUAUGAUUAUCCCCAGAUUAAAGUGGAUGACCUCUCUUCCUCCCCCACGUCCUCCCCUGAGCGGAGCACUUCUGCUCUGGAGGUUCAGCCAAGCCGGGCAUCACCAACGUCGGACAUAGAGUCAGUUGAGCGGAAGAUUUAUAAAGCUUACAAGUGGCUCCGCUAUUCCUAUAUCUCCUACUCAAACAAAGAUGGAGAGAGCUCCCUGGUAUCUGGGGAAGCAGAUGAAGGGAGAGCAGGAACCAGCCAUAAGGACAACCCAGCCCCUUCUUCCAGUAAGGAAGCCUGUCUAAACACCGCCAUGGCCCAGAGGAACCAAGACCUGCCCCCUGAAGGCCAGAACAAGGAUGCUUUGAAAGAAGAGACUUCUAGAAAUCCCAGCAUUGCCCCAGGCCAUGAGCACAGCUGCCACUCUUGGGCAGAGGCAUCAGAGGACACCUCUCAGGACACUAACAAUGGUGGCUCCAUAGAACACUCUUAUGAAACCAAGAAGCUCAAUGGAAAGGCCCUGAGCAAGGCCCUGAGCAGCCGGGCCGAGGAGCCGCCCUCUUCUCCUGUCCCCAAGGCGUCUGGCUCCACUUUGAGCAGUGAGACUGGCAACUGUCCCAGGACCCAGGCUGAUGACAGUGAAGAGAGGAGCCUCGAAACCAUCUGUGCUAACCACAACAAUGGACGCUUACACCCCCGCCCGCCUCACCUCCACAACAAUGGACAGAACUUUGGGGAGCUGGAAGCAGUGGCCUGCUCUUCCCCAGGGUGUUCAGACACUGACCGUAACUUGUCCCUGACGGGGACACUCCUACACAAAGAUUGUUGUGGGUCUGAAAUGGCCUGUGAGACCCCCAGUGCUGGAACGAGAGAGGACCCUGCUGACCCCCCAGGCGUGGACAGCAGCAGGGCUGUUCGUGGCCAUAGUGGCCUCAAAAGGCACCGAGUCGAAUUGGAAGAUACAGAUUCAGAGAAUUCCUCCUCAGAGAAGAAAUUAAAAACAUGAUAAAUACAAAGGGGAAAAAAAGCUACAUAAAGGAGCUUUACAAAAAAAAUUUUUAAGCCUGUUUAGUGAACACAGAGGAAAGGAAAAAAAAAGUAUUAAAGGCACAUAAAACCAGGGCCUGAAUUUUGUGUCUGAUGCUGCUCCCUUCUAUUUAACAAUGGGUCUGAUGUUUAGUUGGCCAUUGGCUUGUGCUGUGUUAAGAAAGGGAAAAAUCCAAGUGACUCCUUUCUAGUAAAACGUAAGCAUAGGCACCCACGCAGAUUCUGUUAAAGUAAACCCUUGUUGAGACGUUGGACUCGUUCUUAUGCUUGCGUGCGCACGGGCGCGCGCGAGCUCGCUGUUUCAGACCUCUCCUUCAUCCUCCAUCAGAGAAGGGUCCGUGGACCCGUGUUGUUUGCCAUCUCACCUUGUUUACGUGCCGUAGGUGUUCUGGUCUUCACUGUUCUGGCCGUAACGACUAGUGCCGGCGAAGGCCGGUGCUGCCGCCAGUGAGUAGUGGGUCUGGGCCGAAAGACCGGAGAGGAGACCGGGAACGGGCCUUCAGCCCAUUGGCUGUGCCGGAAAGGAAAGCAUGGUUCGUUUCUUAAAGAAAUCUUCCAUGUUUUCUCUCAGUAGCACUUCUACAUUGAGCAUUUAACGUAGACAGACUGAAAGGGGAGCAUUUGUAAUGCUGAUGAGAGGUUAGCACUUAAGAUCAGAUUCAAGAGAACAUAGAUCCCUGAUAAAUUUCACUGAUUGCAAAUUGAGCAGCACCGCAAAACGUACUGUAUGGAGGCCAUAAAAUGUAACUAGUUGUGGGUAACACUUUAACCAGUUAGAUGCUUAGUUCUAAGGCACCCAGAAGGCCUGCAGGUGCUUCCUUGGCGACAUGCAGUAGCGUCUAAGCGUAUUGAAAGAAGGGGAAAAGACAGCUCUCAAGAGCUUUGUGCUCAAACUACUAAAGGGGAUGUUAUAUGUGUGUUAAGAGGUAUAGUAAAGAACAGAGUAUGGUACUAUAUUAAUUUAACUCAACCCCACGUGAUUGAUGAGCAUUGGUGGGCCUGGCAUCUUCCCUCAGGCUUGCUGUUGACAAGAGGCUGUGGUGUUCUGACCAGAUCUUGCAGAGCAGUGGGCGUCUUGAAGUAACAGAUCCUUACUGAGUAGGUCUGUCAGGAGGCAGAGCGUGUGGAAAGCGGGGUCACUGGUUUAAGACUCCUGGCUCCUAGGAGAGACUUCGUUUCAUGGAGGUAGAUAAAAGAUUGCGAGGAGGGAAAGACCAGGAGAUCCGCAGCAUUGCAGUGAUAGUCAGUCACUUGGUUGUCAGCGGAGGGUUGUGCAGGACAGGAAGAACCAGGAAUGACCAGACAUCUUGUCAUGGAUGUCAUGAAAAGGCAGAAUACUGGCAAAGAAAUGAGGGAGAGGGAGAGAGGAGAGCACUGUAACUUUCUUGGGCACCGAGGUGCCGGAGAGUUGGGAGCCUGGCCGGCGCUGGCGUAGGGAGGACCCGUGGUGUGACCGGUGUGGCCUCACUGAUCCUUUCAGAGGAGGGCCUGUCCUACUGGGACUGGGACCAAGGGGAGACAACCUGUGGAGAAGGAAGACUUGGAUGGACGUAGGCACUGAGAGAAGAGAGGUUAUUUAUGAAAGAAGGUUGUUGACCUAAGCCAGAAGGAGACCCCAUUUUGCUAAGCUCUGGGAAGGGAGAGAGGUGCCGGUGUGGGUGAGGUGACUUGGGUGCGAAAGCACUGCCUUCGGAGAAGGAGAGGAAGGGGUGUGAGUAGCGGUGGGGGUGCUUACAAUUUAACACCUGUGAUCUCACGGGGGGAGUGGGAAAAGUGAUUCUGUAACCAUUAGAAUUAUUUGGAUUUGUAAUCAAAAUGGUUUUAUGAUUUGUUGUUGACUAUUCACAGAUUAUUGUAAAUUCUGGUUUUAUAAGCCCAAGUCAUUUUACAUUUGCUUUUCCAAAAUUUAUUAAAUUGGAAUUUUUUAAUCCUUUAUAUACAAAAAAAACAAAAAAAAUACAAUCAUUCAGUGUGUGUUUCUCUUCCCCUUCCUAGCCAGCAUACCCAAUCUUUCUGUUUUAAUUAAUCAGAAGGUAUCCUUUCCUGACUUCUCUGAGGAUAAUCCGCAUAUAUUCCUGGAGAAUAAAGAAAUAGUUCAAGUUCUCUUGUGAACUAGUCACUUAGCAGUUACUGCUCCCAAAUACAGAACUCGGUCUUUUCGUGUUAAAAGCCUUAAUCUCAUUUGGAUACUCAGAAGUCAAGGUUCAUUCUGGUUCAACUUUAGUAUCCAAGAAAGAUCAUUUUUUAAUAAGGAUGCCUUUAAUCCUCAGGAGAGACUCUUCCCAGCACCCCAGAUUCAGUGUGCCAGGAAAUAGGCCCCACAGGAGCAGGCUGAGAAAUGCUUGUCUCUGUAGCCACUCCGCUCUCAUUUCCAGAAAUCUGUCUAUCUGUGGUCAUGGUCCUGGAAACCUAGCAGGAACCACUUCCAGGGUCCCUUUGCCCGGCCCCUUACAGAAUUGAUGUUCCGACUUUGGAGGCACAUUUAAUCCCCGGAUUCUUGUGUGAUAAGUAUUUUUACUAGCAGGACAGUGGCACUGAUUAAAUUGAGAGCUGCUCAGAAGUGCCUCUUAUGUUUCUUUCUGCAUCCUGUACCUAAAAUUUCAAGUGGCUGGUCCAGACCUAAAGAACCGUUUCUCUUCACGUUAUUUUCCACCUGGUUUUGUGAUUCCUGUGUCUCUAGGGCAGCGGGUAAAUGAGUUAAAUGAGUAGUUGGCAAGGGGCAAACGAAGGCUGCUACUGUGCUUGAUUUACUGAGCCGGGAGCCCCUUGUUUGUCAAGGUGCCUUCCUCUGCUGAAGCCUUACCCCUCACAGGCCCACCCAGCGAUGCUAACUCUUCCCCUGUGUGUAUGCAAAUAAACCUGUUGUUCGCUUCU
This is a messenger RNA of Phyllostomus discolor (pale spear-nosed bat), 5898 nucleotides long. RefSeq names its product DDB1 and CUL4 associated factor 5 (gene DCAF5). Gene Ontology annotation, biological process: negative regulation of fatty acid biosynthetic process. Gene Ontology annotation, molecular function: protein binding. Gene Ontology annotation, cellular component: cytoplasm; Cul4-RING E3 ubiquitin ligase complex. The record is from RefSeq and is a predicted model, not a curated record. Bases 149 to 2983 code for a protein of 944 amino acids. NCBI's taxonomy places the organism in Eukaryota, Metazoa, Chordata, Mammalia, Chiroptera, Phyllostomidae. The transcript has 9 exons.